This is a messenger RNA of Carassius auratus (goldfish), 1514 nucleotides long. It is a transcript of the gene znf830, whose product is annotated as zinc finger protein 830. Gene Ontology annotation, biological process: mitotic DNA damage checkpoint signaling; nuclear DNA replication; mitotic DNA replication checkpoint signaling. Gene Ontology annotation, molecular function: nucleic acid binding; zinc ion binding. The transcript is spliced from 2 exons. Bases 61 to 1044 code for a protein of 327 amino acids. NCBI's taxonomy places the organism in Eukaryota, Metazoa, Chordata, Actinopteri, Cypriniformes, Cyprinidae. Gene Ontology annotation, cellular component: spliceosomal complex; nucleus. The record is from RefSeq and is a predicted model, not a curated record.
GAGGAAGACGCGACGCGACGCCUACAUCACGUCAUUUACCCGCGACGAGUCUGCGAAGAGAUGGCUUCGGUUCAGAAGGGGAAGAAGGUGGUCAAUCAAGAGGAUUUGCGGCGGUUUAUGAAGGAGAAGAAACUGUCGAGCGAGCGACAGAAACGCGUUGAAUCGCCGCACGCAAAAUACAACAGUGUGGGUCAGCUGAGCUGCGCGCUGUGCAACGCGCCGGUGAGGAGCGCGCUCCUGUGGCAGACACACGUCCUCGGGAAACAGCACAAAGAUAAAGUGAACCAGCUGAAGAACAGAGACAGCGCUGGAGCCCCGGCAGCGUCUUCAUCAGCAGCAUCAUCAUCCUCAGCGCUGAAGAGGCCCGCGCCGGACCCCGCGUCCACAUCCGGGAAACGCGCGAAGCUUCCUCUCACCGGAGGCGCAGGUGCCGCAGGAGGACCGGUCUCAUCUUCAAGUCAGUCUGUGGGUCUGGGGCUCCUCGCUGGACUCUACGGUGAUGAUGAUGAUGAAGAAGAUGUUCCAGCCGCUGCUCUCCCGGUGGACUUCUUCGACAGCAGCGUGGGCUCGGGCCCGCCGGCCGUGUCUCACUCCGGCUCAGUGUCUAAACCGGAGGACGCUGAGGAGAGCGCGGCGGAGAGGAAGGAGCCUGCGGCCGAGGCCCUGCCCGAGGGCUUCUUCGACGACCCGGUGCGUGAUGCUAAAGUGCGUAACGUGGACACGCCGCGGGACCAGAUGGACAAGGAGUGGGAGGAGUUCCAGAAGGAGAUGCGGCAGGUGAACAGUGCGUCUGACGCCAUCGUGGCCGAGGAUGAUGAGGAGGGACGUCUGGAGCGGCAGAUCGACGAGAUCGAUGAGCAGAUCGAGUGCUUCCGGCGCGUGGAGCUGCUGCGCUCCAGACAGGAAGUGAAGAGCGCGGCGGCGCGAGAGAGACGCCAGAGAGCUGAGGCGGAGGAAGAGGAGGAUAAUGAUGAUGAGGAGGAUGAGGAAGAGCUGAUGCAGGUGCUGACGCAGGACUGGAGGGCCAAAGGUGCUCUCGCUUAACUCUGAUGACAAACACCUGCACUCUUCCUCCCAUAGUUCCUGUUUUGUUUGCUGUCAUUUCUGUACAGAGAUUUAUUAAAUCAGAAUGCAUUGUGAAGUUUUUAUAAAGCACAUGCAGUUUGUCUGUAGUUCUGAGGAUUAUUUGCUCCGUCUCAUAUUCCUCCGUUGUUCUCCGUAAUCAUCAAUGAUCUACAGCUGCAGUUAGAGUCCAGUUAUUCACAUCUCAUCACGUUCAUGUGUAGAAUACACCGCUCCGACACCAGGACACUAUUAUACAAACAGAACAGAAAAUGUGUAUAUUUUAUAUAUGCAGUUAUUUUUUAUUCAUUUGACAGCCGUAAUAUACACACUUUGCAUCAAGAAUUAGGGUGUGUAAACUUUUGAACCAAGUGAUGUGUGUAUUUGUCAGAGGCUUUCACAAUGUACUGUCCUUCAGAAGACUUAAUAAAAUGCCUUCUCAAUUCCCAGAA